Messenger RNA from Chara braunii, 385 nucleotides. NCBI's taxonomy places the organism in Eukaryota, Viridiplantae, Streptophyta, Charophyceae, Charales, Characeae. The record is from the annotation of a GenBank genome assembly.
GGGAGGAGGAGGAGGAGGAGGAGGAGGAGGAGGAGGGAGGAAGGAGGAAGAAGGAAGAAGGAAGAAGAAGGAAGAGCAGGACGAAGAGGACGAAGAAGAGGAAGAAAAGGAAGAAGAGGAGGAAGAGGAGGAGGAAAAAGAGGAGGAAGAAGAGGCGGAAGAAGAAGAUGAAGAAGAAGAAAGGGAAGAAGUGGAAAGAAGAAAGAAGCAGCAGCAGCAGCAGCAGCAGCAGAAGAAGAAGAAGAAGAAGAAGCCCAGCAGAUUAGACAAUUUGACAAAACAAGUUUUGCACUCCCUAGACCCAUAGUGGAGAGAGUAAUGUGGAUCAGCAGACAGGGUCUGGCUGACCUCUUGCAUAAAAAAUCAAUGAAGUGUUUCCAAAAAG